AUGGAUUCGUUAAAAGAGCGGGGACAUGCACGGCCAUUAGGUCAUUUGGAAAACUACUUCUCAAUAACCCAGAGGCAAAAACUAUAUGCGAACUUCAGCAUGUAUUGCGAACUAAGCAAGCCCUGCUCUCCUAAGCAACUCGCAUAUGCCCUUAGAUCUAUUUGCCUGCAAAAUCCAAUUCUUGUUCAUCAAGUUCUUCCCAAGCACUGGCCAAAUCAUCUUGAGUACUACGCGAGCGAUGAGUUUUUGGCACAGCCUACGCUACAACAUGAGGAUAUGCGCCUUCUUGACAACGUGCUGCUCUCAGACAUUGUAAUGAAUGAACAGGAAGAAUAUGGUACAGUUGUUUCGGAGGCAAUUGAAGAAUUUUCACAAAAUGGGGGCCAGUAUUCCAAAAAAAUCUUUGACAUUAUAGCUGACAUCCGCAUACCUUAUGGAGACCCUCUCAAGCCAAAUUGGAGGUUGCUCUGCUUCCCGGAAGGCGAAAGCAAUUUAUGGAGAAAGUUCAUAUACAUCACUAAUCAUUGUUCCAGCGAUGGCCGCUCUGCCGCGAACUUGAUGCGCGAUCUCUCCGAGCAACUCAAUCAUGUUCCAGAGACUCUACCUGAUAGCGACAUCAUCUUCAAUUAUUCCUCAGACUAUGAAGGUUUGCGUAAACUACCUGAUCCUAUUGAAAAUCGGAUUGACUACAAGCCGCCUAUCUCAUACUUGUUGCAAUUACUAUCAAGCUCUUAUGUGAGAGACUACCUGGGCUACUAUUCAAAAGGGCCGUUAGUCACUCGAAUCGACGAAGUUGGUGAAAACAAGACUUAUUAUUCAUACUUUUUGAAUUUUAGCGCUGAGCAAAUGAAGACAAUUAAGCAGAAGCUGAAGUCGCGUCUUCCUGGCUGCACGAUGACGCCUUUUCUUCAAGCCUGCUGGUUAACCUCGAUGUAUAAAUCGGGUAGGGUGUUUUCAAAAUCCAUGAGAGAAUGGUUUUUCGACGUGGUGAUAACUAUGAACACAGCUCAGAUGCUGCCAGAUGAUCCUGAACUUAGAUCAAUGUAUAAAUAUGGGAGCAAUGUUGGUGGUACACGAUACAAUUACCUUAUCUCAUCCUUCAAUGUUGGCGAGGACAAGGACGCUUUUUGGUCAUUAGUCGAUUACUACCAAGGUGUUUUUAACAGCGCCAUGGAAAAAAAGCACUACCUUUUUCCGCUGGGGGCACUCAUGUUAGACAGCUUGCGCGAAAAAUCAAACAUGGACAAGGUCAUAAUGGAUGAUUUACUCGGAAAGCCUCGCCAGGGCGUAAUUCUAAGUAAUGUCGGAUACUUUCAGCAAAAAAAAGAAACUGAUGGGUACUAUGUCAGGGAUCUCGUAUUUGCUCAAUCGUUAGGCAGCCUGAGACACACUUUUGUCUGCAAUUCAUGCACCACUGAUGUUGGUGGUAUGAAUAUUGUUGCGUGCGCGGCUCAAGGUUCUGUGGCAAGCGAACACGAUUGGGCCGACGUUUGUGAGCUGUUUAAGGAGCAAACACUCGCUCUAUGA
Messenger RNA from Lachancea thermotolerans CBS 6340, 1527 nucleotides. Its product is annotated as KLTH0C11440p. The transcript has a single exon. Gene Ontology annotation, molecular function: N-acetyltransferase activity. Lineage: Eukaryota; Fungi; Ascomycota; Saccharomycetes; Saccharomycetales; Saccharomycetaceae. The record is from RefSeq and is a predicted model, not a curated record. Bases 1 to 1527 code for a protein of 508 amino acids.